AUGGAGUCUGCCUUUCCUAUGGCCACAUGGCGCACCGCGCCAUACCCGGCGAUAUCUCCUUCCCGCCCCGAGCUGUCCCAGGCCGGACGAACAGUCCUCGUCUGCGGCGCCUCGACAGGCAUCGGCUACUCUAUCGCCAAGGCAUUCUGCGCCGCCAAGGCCGGCAAGGUCGUGAUGCUCGGCCGCCGCCAGGACGUGCUGGACAAGGCGGCGCAGGGCCUGGCGGGCGCGCACCCGGACACGCAGGUGGCCCCGCGGGUCUGCGACAUCUUUGACGAGGACGCCGCCGGCAAGCUGUGGGCCGAGUUCGAGGCCGAGGGCACGGUCGUCGACGUGCUGGUGUGGAGCGGGGUGCACUUUCCCGCGUUCGCGAGCAUCUUGAAGCAGGGUGUCAAGAGGCUGUGGGAGGAUCUCGAGAGCAAUGUCCGCAUGCCUCUUCUCUGGGUGGAGAAGCUGUAUAACCAGCCCGGCGGCGCGGAUCGGCAGAAGAGCAGCAUCUACGUCACCACCAAGGACAUUGCCAGGUGGGGUGACACGGAGGGCAUGCCGGGCUACCAGCUGUCCAAGUCGGCGGGGACGUGCGCGAUGCAGCAGGUUGCGCGCGACGUGCCGGUGGCCGAGUUGCAGAUGGUCAGCAUGCACCCGGGCGUGAUCUUCACCGAGGCGUGCGAGGCUGCGGGAUACACGCGUGACACCUUGCCGUGGGCUCAUGAUGAUCUCCCGGGCCACUUUGCGGUCUGGGCCGCGUCGCCCGAGGCUGAGUUCCUGCAUGGUCGUUAUGUCUGGGUCAACUGGGAUGUUGAGGAUCUUCAGAAGGGCGAGAUCAGAGACAAGCUUGAUGCGGAUCCGUGGUAUCUCAAGGUCGGCAUUAAGGGUCUGUGAGGGCGGUCAUGCAAAGGUGACGGGUUCCGCGG
Messenger RNA from Microdochium trichocladiopsis, 914 nucleotides. RefSeq lists its product as uncharacterized. Lineage: Eukaryota; Fungi; Ascomycota; Sordariomycetes; Xylariales; Microdochiaceae. The transcript is spliced from 4 exons. Bases 1 to 882 code for a protein of 293 amino acids. The record is from RefSeq and is a predicted model, not a curated record.